Messenger RNA from Cimex lectularius (bed bug), 3830 nucleotides. RefSeq lists its product as uncharacterized. Bases 27 to 3668 code for a protein of 1213 amino acids. The transcript is spliced from 2 exons. Lineage: Eukaryota; Metazoa; Arthropoda; Insecta; Hemiptera; Cimicidae. The record is from RefSeq and is a predicted model, not a curated record.
UCUAAAUUGUAAGUGAGUUUUACAUAAUGAUAUCUAUAAACAAAAAAGACAAAUUCACUGAACUAUGGCUGGAACACAAGUUAUUGACUGACUAUGUAAGACCCGCUAAGGAGAUUGCACAGUUUUAUCAUGGUAGAAAAGUCGAAUGUACCCUGAAAAGGAUAAGUGGCUUGAGAAGAAUACCCUGGGCGGGUUGUUUCGAAAUACCUCCAAUAUAUCCACAGGGCUUGCCUUCGAAUUUUCGAGACACAACACAGAAUGUCGCUUCUAUGGCCACUUCGCCUUCUACUGCCGCCUCCACUUUGGGACCUUUCUGUAAACAUUGCGGUGCCCAGUUGACGGAGGUAAAUAAUUAUGGAAACAAUCGAAACUUUGGAUACGCAGGUGGACCAAGAGGUGGCAUAUACAACCGUGAAGCCAAUUACGCGAUAGUCGAAUCUCACAGCGAACCCUUGAAAGACCAUGAUCUCAUUGCUCAGAGCGAUACGUCCAAAAAGACAACGACCAAUGAACCAGUGACGAAUGAAACAAUCCAGAAUCAAUGCUUAGUAUUGCAAGCGCUGACACAUUAUCGAAAUCCUCCUACGUCUUGCUACGGCGAUAAAUGUUAUAGUCCCUUUGACGACCCACAUCGUACCAAGAAAGAUUUUCCCGAUCAGAAAACUCAACAAGACCGGAAUCCCGACGAUGAGAUAUACGCUUUGGCAAUAUCCAAUUCUCCAGAUGUAUGCGGCCACUGUCUUCAGGGUGAAGCAAGACGUGUUUUGAAAAGUGAACCAAAACAUGUUCAUCACAAUAACAAAAAGCCAUGCACUAAUUGUGGUGUCUUUUUCAAUCCAAAAGAACGGGUUAAUCAAGAAUUGCUUGUUUACAUCGAAGAAGACGAACCGACUGAAGAAACACCGCAAUCGCAAACCAAGGAAGUGCCAAACACGGAAAAAGAAAUAACGCCUGAACCAGAAGUACGCCGAAGUACGUUCAAAUCGUUUUGGGACGCAUUUGUACCCACAGCUCGUAAAAAAGUUUCCAAUGAUUCCCUGUUGCAAAUAGAAGAGAGCGUCGCUAAAGAAACUAAAUAUUCAGACUGCAUUGUGACUACAUCUCACUGUUUGCAACUACUUCUCGAUAGAGACAGUACAUUUUCCAAAUCUAGUGAAAGUACAUCUGAUUUUGAUCAUCACUCUCCAGAAAGUAAAAAAGCACGCAAGCAUUUAAACCGUAACCUUCGUGAACGGUCUCUUCAGCGUCGGUACAAAAGCGUCAACAGGAAAAAGUCACUUGCACCCUCUAAUUCUUCUUUCGAUAGUAUAUACAACUACAGAUCACGAUCUAAACGUACGAGACAUCGGGAUAACGAGAAAGAGGAAGCGCCAUCGGAUGAAGAAGAAAUAAUGAAUAAGCCUAUUCGAAGAAGUUCAACUAAGCCCAGGGUAAGCCAAGAAAAGGGGCAAAGAAAAGCCAGUUGGUCCAGAAAAAAUAGCGAACUUUCGAACGAUGAAGAAACGCCAAGAAUAAAAAUCUGCUAUGGUGAAAAGCCGAAUCCAUUUGAUGGUAUGUUCAAUAAAAACAGAAAAUCAAACUCAAGAAAAUAUCAGCUUUUGCCCAAGAGACCACCGAAGAUGAACAACAGAAAAAGUAAAAAAUCACAUUCUGACGAACUGUGUGCAUGUAAAUAUAUGGAAUGUCUGUGCAAUAAAAAGGCAGAUAUUGACAAAAAAUCAAAAGAGAGCAAAGGGAUCGAGAUAGAACUUUGUUCAAGCGACCCUUUUAUUAAUCCGGUUACAAAACGAGACAAAAUUAGAGAAGAGAAACGAUUAAGCAAAUUACUGGAGAGAGCCGAAUACGGUUGUACUUGUGGUAACAACACUCCUAACAUUUCAAAGUCGUCCAUAUCUAGCCGUGCGUCGAUUUUCAUUGAUGAAAGCAAGAAACGUGUUAGAAAAAGGGAAUUUGUACGCACGAAGUCAGCUCUGGGAGCGAAACUAGAAUCGGAAUCAGUACAGUACGUCGCUGGAGAAACUCGCCAAAAGCGUAAACUAAACGAAUCCCAUACUAAAACGAAACGAAUUAUCAAAUUGUUCUCAAAAGGAACUUCUACGGAUCCUGUUUCAGAUGUUUCAGAUAAAGACGUUUUAAAUGACUCUUCCGACGGAUGUAUUUACUCGAGUUUCGAAAGCAUCUCAGUCAAUUCUUUUGGACAAUCACUUCCCAUUAGUACAUUACUGUUAACGGAAAGUGUCCCGGACUCAAACUCAAUCACUUUACUCAGUCCACCAUAUGUUUCUAUAGAUGAUCUACCAGAAAAAAAUUUGAAAUACAAUAGAAAAUCCAAUGAUUUUUCAGAUGGAAAGGUUUUCUCCGGAUCGACUCAAAUGGUUAAGGGUACUAAAACCAUUAAGAAAGGGCGAGAGUACGAAAUUAAAUCAGAAAAACUGUCAAAAACCAAUAUAGUAGAAAAUCCGGCACAUCAAAAAUCAACCGGCCGUAAAUUGAAACAAUUCUGUGCCAAUUUCCCUGAUGUCGAAUCGUGUGGAGGUUUAGGGCGUACCCACGAUUUUCCGAAAGCGAUUAAAAAUAAAAACAAAAAGGCUGGACAAGUUAUGAAUGAUAGCACAACCGGUCGGAAGAAGUUGAAAAUAGAGAUGUGCCCCCAUGGGAGCUCCAUGAACAUCAUCCAUGAAACGGUCAGUGAGACAACCUCAGAAUCAAAUUUGAAACAUACAGAGCAAACAGCAACUAAGAAUUGUUGCACCCCUUUGACAGACCAAGAGAAGCUAUCAAAAAGGAAAAAUUUCUGGAUCUACCAUAUGAGAGACCAGAAUAAGGUCAAAUGUGCAAGAGGGUAUAAAAAUAUAAGAAAUUCGUCAGACGACAAGAUGAAGAAAAAAAUUGAAUUUCUGACAAAAAGAAAACAUUUUUUGCGUUCCAACUCCUGUGCUAGUUCUUCUAGUGUUUAUCCAACUAUGAAUAUACUUCCUGCAGGUGCAAGGCGGUCACAAGACUUCUGCAGAAAAUUAAAUUUAGAAACGGCCAUCAGAGAGAUCGACAGGAUGAGCUUGGACAACUGUCAAGGGUUAGAAGACCAACGGGUUUACACCUGCUUUUGCAAACAUUUUGCUGAAAUGACACAAGAAUUGGUUGAAGAAACCCUGUCGACGUCAUCGGAAUCAAUAAACACAGAUGAUUUGGAUAGAAAUCCACAACCAUUGGAAUCCAUAUUUCCAGGCCUUAUGACAAAUAUGCAAACUAGGAACGAUGUAGACGUUGUGUCACUUCUUGCAAACAUUCUCGGAGUUAACCAUCCUCUCGUACAAACACCAGAAGCCGUACUAAGAAAACCAAAAGGAUAUUCUAUCAAGAAAGACUUGGAACAGAUUGAUGAGAAAAAGAAAAUCAAUCUUCAACGGCUUGAAGAAAAGGUGCUACUUGACAUGAAAAACCUAGACCUAGAAUUAGAAAAGAGGAAAGCUUUAGUUGGGACACUUAAGCAGAAGAUUGUUGAAGAAAAACUAAGAUUGGAUGUAGAAAAAGAUAGGCUUAACCGCAGAAACAGUGAGUUAGAAAAGACCGAUCCUCUGACAGGAGAGGUGACUGAGAAACCACAAAGUGAAGUUCCAGCACCUAAAAAUGAAAACAAAAAAAAAACGAGCUCUAAAUCAAAAGGAUAAUUUUUUUACUUAGCAAGACAAGUCCGUUUAAUCACACGAUGUUGUUACCAAUUCCUUGUGUUUAUUAACAAAAUACACAAAACAUUGAAGACUAAAUGCACAGAUGUUUUUCAAAAAUGGAUUUAAAGCAAUUUAAAAAAAAUUAAAAAUGACUGGAUUACC